Messenger RNA from Camellia sinensis, 2751 nucleotides. RefSeq names its product protein NPGR2. Lineage: Eukaryota; Viridiplantae; Streptophyta; Magnoliopsida; Ericales; Theaceae. The record is from RefSeq and is a predicted model, not a curated record. Gene Ontology annotation, molecular function: protein binding.
ACCAUAUUCUAGCACUCGUAUUUUUCUUUGGUAAAAAUUCCAAAGCUUCUCUCUGACGAUUGCAAUUCCAGAUUCCAAUCUGUGUUUCCAUUUUUCACCCCAUCGACACACAAAACCCAUAAAAUUCAGAGCAUCUUUCACAAGAAAAAGAGAAGGGAAAAAAGUUCAUUCGAAAAGAAAAGCAAAGAAAGUGAAAGAAAAGGAUACGUUCUUGACUCGUUCUUGGAUUCUCGAUUGAUCAAAGUAUUUUCUUUUUUAGUUUUUCUUUUUUUUGAAAAAAAUGAAGCUUUGAUUGAGAAAAGAGAUGGGUACUGAUGUGGAUGUGUUGUGGGUUCUUCACCUCUGCUUUCUUCCUUGUUGGAACUGUAAAAGAAUUACGAGUGAGGUGAAACAAUAUGAGGAGGAGUAAUAAUUUGAUCAAAGAGCGGAGGUGCGAGAGAAUAAGGCUGAGGUUGGGGAAGAUCAUGAAGUGCCUUUGCUCAGGAGAACAAUUAGGAGUAGAUGAAAUGGCUCCGGCAUCUGAAUCCCUGGCAAAGAAAGAUUAUUCAAUCAGUGGGUAUUUGUCUCGUGUUGAUGAAAUUGAACAGAAGCUAGAUACUGACAAUAUCAAAGAAGCUGAAUCCUCUCUGCGGGAGGGUGGUUGUUUGAAUUACGAGGAAGCAAGAGCAUUGUUAGGAAGAUACGAAUACCAAAAGGGAAACAUAGAAGCUGCUUUACAUGUAUUUGAAGGUAUAGAUAUUGCUGCAGUGACUCCAACUAUGAGACUUGCCCUUGCUAGAAGAGGAAAGCAUCACAAGAGAGAUUCCCAAAAUGAUGCUAUGUCUAUACAUGCUGUUAGUUUACUCCUGGAAUCAGUCUAUCUCAAAGCAAAGUCGUUUCAAGCUCUUGGGAGGUAUAAAGAAGCUGCUCAAUCAUGCAAAGUUAUUCUGGACAUUAUUGAAUCUUCAUUGCCAGAUGGCUUUCCUGAAAACUCUGGUACUGACUGUAAAUUGCAGGAGACUCUGAACAAGGCAGUAGAGUUCCUUCCUGAAUUAUGGAAACUGGCUGAUUCUCCUCGUGAUGCAAUCUUGUCAUACCGGCGGGCCCUUCUUUAUAAUUGGAACCUUGAAGUGGAAACUACAGCAAAGAUUCAAAAAGAGUUUGCCAUUUAUCUUUUGUACAGUGGAGGUGAAGCAGGCCCCCCAAACCUUCGUUCCCAAAUGGACAGUUCAUUUGUACCCAGAAACAAUAUAGAAGAGGCUAUUCUUCUGCUCAUGAUUCUAUUAAGAAAAGUUUCUCUCAGGAGAAUUGAUUGGGACCCAUCAAUUGUAGAUCACCUUUCAUUUGCUCUAUCUAUCUCAGGGGAACUAAGGGUAUUAGCUAAUCAAGUAGAAGAAUUGCUUCCUGGAAUUAUGGAUCGAAAAGAAACUUAUCUCAUGCUAGCUCUCUGUUAUUAUGGAGCCGGUGAGGACUUGACUGCUUUAAAUUUGCUGACAAAAUUGCUGAAUAGUAGAGAGGAUCCAAAUCGUAUUCCGGCUUUACUAAUGGCUUCAAAGAUUUGUGGGGAAAACCCCAAGUAUGCAGAAGAGGGGAUAAGUUUUGCCCGCAGAGCCCUUGAAAAUUUGCAGGGCAGUUGUGAUCAGAUGGUAGGUGUUGCCAAUUGUUUAUUGGGAAUCUCACUCUCAGCCCAUUCUAGAUCUGUUCUGUCUGAUGCUGAGAAGGUCAAGAGACAAUCUGAGGCACUUCAAUCCCUGGAAAAUGCUGGGAAAAUGACAAGAAUGAGAGACCCCAAUAUCAUUUACCAUCUCAGCCUGGAAAAUGCUGAGCUGAGGAAGUUGGAUGCUGCACUUUAUUAUGCUAAGCACUUGCUGAAAUUGGAAGGUGGGUCUAAUCUAAAAUGGUGGGUACUGUUGGCUCGGGUGUUAUCUGCACAAAAACGAUUUUUGGAUGCUGAAACUAUCAUAAACGCUGCUCUAGAUCAAACUGGGAAAUGGGAUCAGGGAGAAUUGUUGCGAACCAAAGCUAAACUCCAGAUUGCUCAGGGCCAGUUGAAGAAUGCCAUUGAAACAUACAUUCAGCUUCUUGCCGUUCUUCAAAUCCAGAAUAAAAGCUUUGGAUCUGGGAGGAAGCAUUUGAAGGGAAAUGGAAACCGUGAUGGAACUUUGGAAGUGGAAACUUGGCAUGAUCUGGCUGGUGUCUACAUAAGCUUGUCACAGUGGCAUGACGCUGAGAUUUGUCUUUCCAAAUCCGAUGCAAUCUGUCAUCACUCUGCUUCUAGAUGGCACAUCAUUGGUUUGCUUCAUCAAGCAAAGGGCCUCUACAAAGAAGCUCUUAAAGCAUUUAGGCAAGCUUUAGAUGUUGAUCCCACCCAUGUCCCAAGUCUGGUCUCAAUGGCUGUGGUUCUCAGACAACUUGGUGGCUAUUCACCGGCUGUUGUCAGAAGCUUUCUGACAGAAGCAUUACGGCUCGACAAAAUGAAUGCUUCUGCUUGGUAUAACCUAGGCCUGCUUUACAAAGACGAGGGCCCUGCAUCAGCAAUGGCAGCAGCAGAGUGUUUUGAGGCCGCCAGCACUCUUGAAGAGACUGCCCCAGUUGAAAACUUUAGAUGACCGGCUUUUAUUUAGAAAUCCUUUGUCUCUAACGCUCAUUUACUUUGUGCUCAAAUGAGCCCCCUUUCUCUCUCCCCCGCUGUCCCACAUAUGUUGUGAUCACAUAUUUUGUUUUUUUGAUGGAAAAGCAAUAAAAAUAAAUGUCUCCUGCUUUGUCUUCUUA